Molecule: messenger RNA, 2268 nt
Organism: Oncorhynchus mykiss (rainbow trout)
Lineage: Eukaryota; Metazoa; Chordata; Actinopteri; Salmoniformes; Salmonidae
Biological process (GO): regulation of T cell proliferation; T cell receptor signaling pathway
Cellular component (GO): external side of plasma membrane
Source: RefSeq, a predicted model, not a curated record
GCGUAUGAAAUGGCCUUUCAUAUUCAUAUGAUAAUAGACAUUAGAUAUUAAAAUAAAUGUGAGGGGGGUUGGGGACAUGUUUAAACAUCUUUUUAAAUUAUUUUCAAAAUGACAUUUAAAUCAAUCAUAGACGACACCUGAUUUAGUCGGAAUCCUUCUACACUUUAACCCACUUUACAACUUGGUGUCUGUGACACUACCCAAUGACAGACAAGUAUACCAAUUGAAGCCCUGUGAUAGGAGGAGAGCGAGAGAGUUAUGAGGAGAGAUUUCCCCUAGUCAUCACUGUUCAUUUGGCGUCUGUCAGAGUUAGACUCAGCUAGCUAAAGGUUCAAGCCAAAUAAGAAGUUGAAAUGAGAAUCAGACUCCUCUCUGUGGCUGCCUGGCUCUUUACCCUUCUCUGCCCCAGCCACGAGGUUCAGGUGAUGCAGCCUGAGAUCCGGACACUCAACCCCGACGGUACUGUCUCCAUCACCUGUAGUCACACAGACACAGAUGAGCUCUUUGUCAUUGACGCCAGGCUGAACAGACUCAAUAACUCUGAUGUUACCAUGGUCUGUCAGGUGAAUAACAGUCACAUGGCUGACUGCACCUACAUGAAGGUGACAUGGAACCAGUACAAGUUCACAUUACACAACUUAAAGGCUGAGGACAUCUGUGGUCUGUUCCAGUGUGAGUUCUCCUUGUCAUCUGUUGUUACCAUGAAGCCCAUCCAAACUGUAAAGGGGAAACACUCCACCAAAUUGCUGUCAGAGGUUCAGGUGAUGCAGCCUGAGAUCCGGACACUCAACCCCGACGGUACUGUCUCCAUCACCUGUAGUCACACAGACACAGAUGAGCUCUUUGUCAUUGACGCCAGGCUGAACAGACUCAAUAACUCUGAUGUUACCAUGGUCUGUCAGGUGAAUAACAGUCACAUGGCUGACUGCACCUACACGAAGGUGACAUGGAACCAGUACAAGUUCACAUUACACAACUUAAAGGCUGAGGACAUCUGUGGUCUGUUCCAGUGUGAGUUCUCCUUGUCAUCUGUUGUUACCAUGAAGCCCAUCCAAACUGUAAAGGGGAAACACUCCACCAAACUGCUGCCAGGACUAGCAGGAGAUGUCCUCGUUUGUCCUUCCCCUCUACUUGAGUCCCCUGAGGCUGAGCUGAUUGACCAACUGAAGUGGAUUGUGAUUGGAGUGUCUGUGUUCCUCUGCUUCUACAGCUUCACCAUCACCUUCUUCUAUAUCAGGCUGAGGGUCUUUCGAUCUGAGGAGCUGUAUGAUUCGCUGACAUACGUCCCCAUGCAGCCUAAUCGGACCCAACCUACGACGGGAAGAGGGAACAUUAACUCGACCUACAUGGAUAUGAGGAAGGUACCAGUUGGAGUGAGAGGCUCACGAUCCAUCAACCACAAUUCCCAACUCAUUUGUUGACCACGUAAAGAGACCUUCGACUGAUCAGAUCAAUCAAUUAGAUUCAGAAUCAUUCCUUUUGAAGCCUAAUGUAGGAAAGAGCUGGUCACUUAAAGGGCCCAAUGCUUUAUUAGUUAUAAGAAUGUAUAGGAGGCUUUCUUUUUUUUCUUUUAAUGUUGCAAGUUGGGUGAAAACAAUUACUUCUUUAUGUUCAUGACAUUUUGCACCGUUGAUUCAGCAUCAUCACACUGAGACAAAAAAAAGGUUUGAAGUGAUGUGAAAACAACGUUGCGUUUUUUUUUUUUUUUUGUUGCCAAGUGCGAUGCUGCUUACUGGUCUAGAAUGUGUUUUGAUAGAAGUGCCUAGGUGAGACUUUCACGACUCGUCACAAUGAAUGUAGAAACCAAAACAAGUGCUGCUUGUUAUAUUCACAUGUAAUUGUAAUAAACGUAUGAUGCAUAUUGGAGAGAGCGGAGUGAUAUGGGAAAUCACCAGCUAAAGGAAUUAAGCAGACUUAUUUAUUUCACAAAAAAAAAUCAACAACAACAUUGAUUUCAAAGUUUAACAAACCAUGUAACUCUAUGCACAAGGACUACUUUGAACAAUAUACACAGAAUAUGUCCCAAAAACACAUGUACUAGAAGAACUGUGAAGAUGCAAAAUUUUGAUAACAGAAUUACGGUAAAAUUUCCCUCCCCUUUUUUUUUCAUUUUUAGGCGACCACGUUUUAUCAAAACUCUCGUUUUUUAAAUUUCUUCUACGAAUUAAGAUUCAAAGAUGUCUGAAGGAAAGAAGGACGUGUCAGCUGUGACAUCACACGUUGAGUUUGACCGUUUUUAUUUUUGGCUAUUGAACUAUAUAGUACGGG